Hirundo rustica (Barn swallow) is the source of this 804-nucleotide messenger RNA. RefSeq names its product chymotrypsin like (gene CTRL). The coding region runs from base 1 to 795 and encodes 264 amino acids. The transcript is spliced from 7 exons. Gene Ontology annotation, molecular function: serine-type endopeptidase activity. Lineage: Eukaryota; Metazoa; Chordata; Aves; Passeriformes; Hirundinidae. Gene Ontology annotation, biological process: proteolysis. The record is from RefSeq and is a predicted model, not a curated record.
AUGGCGUUCCUGUGGGUAGUUGCCUGCCUGGCCCUUGCCAGUGCCGUCUCAGGCUGCGGGGUGCCCGCCAUCAGUCCCUCGGUGGCCUACAGCGAGAAGAUUGUCAAUGGGCAGAACGCUGCGCCCGGCUCAUGGCCCUGGCAGGUGUCCCUGCAGACCCGCACAGGAUCCCACUUCUGCGGCGGCUCCCUGAUCAGCCAGUACUGGGUCGUCACAGCUGCCCACUGCAACUUCGACCCUCGCAACCACGUUGUCGUCCUCGGGGAAUACAGCCUUGCUUCCAAUGCUGAGGCCAUUCAAGUGAAGACCGUGGCCAGGGCAAUCACCAACCCCGGCUGGAACCCCAACACCAUGAACAACGACAUCACCCUGCUGAGGCUGUCCACGCCCGCCCAGCUGGGGUCCCGUGUGUCCACCAUCUGCCUGGCCCCUGCCAACCUGGUUCUGCCCUCCAACGCCUGGGCUGUCACCACCGGCUGGGGACGCACCAACCCCAACUCCCAAGCCUUGGCAACAGUCCUGCAGCAGGUGACCGUGCCCAUCAUCUCCUACAACCAGUGCACGCAGUACUGGGGCAAUCGUAUCACCAGCUCCAUGAUCUGUGCUGGUGGGGCGGGUGCCACCUCCUGCCAGGGUGACUCUGGUGGACCUCUGGUGUACCAGACUGGGAAUGGCUGGACCUUGAUUGGCAUUGUCUCCUGGGGAACCUCCAACUGCAACAUCAACACGCCGGCCAUGUACACUCGUGUCAGCCAGUUCCGUAACUGGAUUGACACCGUCGUUGCUCGGGGAUAAAGAUGCUGC